Camellia sinensis is the source of this 1619-nucleotide messenger RNA. NCBI's taxonomy places the organism in Eukaryota, Viridiplantae, Streptophyta, Magnoliopsida, Ericales, Theaceae. The record is from RefSeq and is a predicted model, not a curated record.
GUUUGUUUUGUUUGUCUUGUCCCUAUCCCUUACGAAAUGAGAGAUUUUUUUCGUAUUUGUUCCUGAUAUAUAUAUCAUCUUCUUUCGAUUGUAGUUUGGUUUUCUUGGCAUGUCAUCGAAUGAAAUCCCGCUUAAUUGAAAUUAUUUAUAGUAAUAACUGAUUUGAUCGUGCAAUCGGAAGAAGAGGCGGAGGAGGAACCCUAAUACUAUAGUAUCAUGGUGAAGGAGACGGAAUACUACGAUGUUUUGGGAAUCAGCCCCACGGCCACCGAGGCAGAGAUUAAGAAAGCUUAUUAUAUCAAGGCACGGCAGGUCCAUCCAGAUAAAAACCCAAAUGAUCCUCUUGCUGCACAAAAUUUUCAGGUUUUGGGAGAGGCUUACCAAGUGCUGAGUGAUCCAGCCCAACGACAGGCUUAUGAUGCUUGUGGGAAGUCUGGAAUUUCAACUGAUGCAAUCAUUGAUCCUGCUGCAAUUUUUGCAAUGCUCUUUGGGAGUGAGCUUUUUGAGGAUUACAUUGGCCAGCUUGCCAUGGCCUCAAUGGCUUCAUUGGAUAUUUUUACAGAAGGAGAGCAGUUUGAUGCUAAAAAGUUGCAAGAGAAAAUGAGGGUGUUUCAAAGGGAAAGAGAAGAAGAAGCUUGCCGAAAUACUGACAAAGGUCGACUCAACCUAUAUGUGCAAGGAAACAAAGAGGACUUUGUUAGUCAUGCUGAUGCUGAAAUGUCAAGGCUCUCCAACGCUGCUUAUGGUGUUGAGAUGUUGAAUACGAUUGGCUACAUAUAUGCAAGACAGGCAGCUAAAGAGCUUGGGAAGAAGGCAAUAUACUUGGGAGUACCUUUCAUUGCUGAGUGGUUCAGAAACAAAGGCCACUUCAUUAAAUCCCAAGUUACAGCCGCAACAGGUGCAAUUGCUUUGAUCCAGCUUCAAGAGGACAUGAAACGUCAGCUCAGUGCAGAAGGAAACUACAGCGAGGAAGAACUUGAAGAGUACAUGCAGUCUCAUAAGAAGUUGAUGGUUGAUUCCCUUUGGAAGCUUAAUGUAGCAGAUAUUGAAGCCACCCUUUCCCGUGUUUGUCAGAUGGUUCUUCAAGACAAUAGUGCAAAGAAAGAGGAGCUCCGUGCUCGAGCAAAGGGGUUGAAAACUCUAGGUAAAAUCUUUCAGAGAGUCAAGUCAACCAAUGGGAAUGAAAGUGAAGCUACACUAAACAAUACCAUCCAUAAACUCGAUGGAGGUGAACCAAAUUUUGGGCCUUGUUCUCCCAGUUUGUCACCAAAGUCUUCAAAUCCUGAAGAGGCAUCUAAUACUGCAUUCGCAUCGCAGAGCCCAUAUGUGGAGGCGCCACAAUUUGCAGAUGCCCAAUUUAACUGUAACUUCCCAAUGCCAACGGCACCACCUGGUGUGCAGAGACAUUCAUAAAUAUGCAGGAGUGAGGGAUUAUUGUGUAUUUUGUGAACCAGUUAGCAUAGCAUAUGUUGUAUGUACCAGUUUUAUCCAUGUCCGUGAUGAAGGUAAGAGGAGAGGCGUGGGUGCUUUUUGAUUUGUUGGAUGUGUUUGCAUACAUAUGUAUGAUUGAUAUAACACACCCCCACUUUAUUGAGUUGUUAUUGUGUGUAUUUAUGGAA